AUGAUUCAAUACGCGAAUACGGACUCUUGGCAGACUGCUUUCGAACGUGUCAUGGGCAGUGGCGAUGGUGUUGGGGUUGGAAGUGUGACCAUGGACGACCACCGAACAAGUGAAACAGUAAGCGGAAAUGCAGUCGAUCAGGAAAGCGGGCUCAAUGCGGCCGGUAUCAAUCGAAUGAGUGUGUCCAAUAUUCUCAUUGAUGACAUUGAAAUGAGUGAUUGA
Anisakis simplex (herring worm) is the source of this 222-nucleotide messenger RNA. NCBI's taxonomy places the organism in Eukaryota, Metazoa, Nematoda, Chromadorea, Rhabditida, Anisakidae. The record is from the annotation of a GenBank genome assembly.